Messenger RNA from Staurois parvus, 343 nucleotides. The record is from the annotation of a GenBank genome assembly. NCBI's taxonomy places the organism in Eukaryota, Metazoa, Chordata, Amphibia, Anura, Ranidae.
AUCAGUGUAGCCCCAUCAGUGUCACCUUUUAGUGUCCAUCAGUGCCUGCCAGUGCACAACAAUGCCACAUAUCAGUGCCCAUCUGAGCUGCAUUUCAGUGCCACCUAUCAGUGCCAUCAGUGCCGCCUAUCAGUGCCAUCAGUGCCACCUAACAGUGCCGCCUAUCAGUGCCAUGUGUGCACAUCAGUGAUGCCUGUCAAUGCCCACCAGUGAUGCCUGUCAAUGCCCAUCAGUGCCACCUAUCAGUGCCUCCUCAUCAGUGCCCAUCAGUGCAACCAAUCAGAGCCCAUCAGUGCAGCCUAUCAGUGCCCAUCAUUGCAGCCUCAUUGGCGCACAUCAGGGA